Messenger RNA from Aethalodelphis obliquidens (Pacific white-sided dolphin), 963 nucleotides. It is a transcript of the gene MMP7, whose product is annotated as matrix metallopeptidase 7. NCBI's taxonomy places the organism in Eukaryota, Metazoa, Chordata, Mammalia, Artiodactyla, Delphinidae. The transcript is spliced from 6 exons. Gene Ontology annotation, biological process: collagen catabolic process; extracellular matrix organization; proteolysis. The record is from RefSeq and is a predicted model, not a curated record. The coding region runs from base 3 to 815 and encodes 270 amino acids. Gene Ontology annotation, cellular component: extracellular matrix. Gene Ontology annotation, molecular function: metalloendopeptidase activity; zinc ion binding.
CUAUGCAGCUGGCCGUGCUGACCGUGCUGUACGCUGUGAGUGUGCUGCCUGGCACCCUGGCCCUGCAGCUUCCCCAGAAGGCAGGAGGCAUGAGUGAGCUGCCGUGGGAACAGGCUCAGGACUAUCUGAAAAGAUUUUAUCCAUCUGAUUCAAAAAUAAGGGACCCCAAUAGUUUAGAAGUCAAACUCAAGCAGAUGCAAAAAUUUUUUCGCCUGCCUAUAACUGGAACAUUAAGCUCCCACAUUAUAGAAAUCAUGCGGAAGCCCAGAUGUGGAGUGCCAGAUGUUGCAGAAUAUUCCCUAUUCCCAGAUCGCCCAAAAUGGACUUCCAAAGUGGUCACCUACAGGAUCGUGUCAUAUACUCGAGACUUACCACAUGUCAUAGUGAAUCAAUUAGUGGCAAAGGCCUUCAACGUGUGGAGCAAAGAGAUCCCACUGAGCUUCAAGAGAGUUAGCUGGGGAAUUGCUGAUAUCAUGAUUGGCUUUGCAAGAGGAGCUCACGGGGACCCCGACCCAUUUGAUGGGCCAGGAAACACACUGGCUCAUGCCUUUCCACCUGGGCCAGGCCUGGGAGGAGAUGCUCACUUUGAUGAGGAUGAACGCUGGACUGAUGCUAGCAGUAUAGGAGUUAAUUUCCUGUAUACUGCAACUCAUGAACUUGGCCAUUCCUUGGGUCUGGAUCAUUCAUCUGAUCCUAAUGCUGUGAUGUAUCCAACUUAUGGAGAAGGCAAUUACAAGAAUUUCAAACUUUCACAGGAUGAUAUCAAUGGAAUUCAGAAAUUAUAUGGAAAGAGAAAUGAUUCAAGAAAAAAUUAGAAACUUCAGCGAGAACACACAUUCAUUCAUUGGAUUCUAUAUAGUUGUUCCCAACCAGAAUUAAAGAACACUGUUGCUGCACUCCAUUUACCCCUUGCUGCCUCCAUCCUUGUAUUGUGGUUGGUUUUCGUACAUCUCUCUCCCCCUC